Messenger RNA from Racocetra fulgida, 358 nucleotides. The record is from the annotation of a GenBank genome assembly. Lineage: Eukaryota; Fungi; Glomeromycota; Glomeromycetes; Diversisporales; Gigasporaceae.
GCACUAGUGCUUAUCUCCACAGGGAAACUAAAGAACUACAAGAAAAAUUAUCAGAUUAUAAAAAAUUAGAACAGUAUUUGUCAAAAGCAAGAAUUGCAUUAACUCAAAUACUUAAUACUCAAAAGAAUUUCCAAGAUUUUAGUUAUAUAAGCAAUCCUUUCUGUCCCGCACCCUAUUAUUCUUAUAAACUGAAAGACUUGUUAGAACAAAGAAAGUUCCUUUACAAAGAAGAAAACGAUAAAAUUUGUGAAGGUGCCUAUGAGAUUUUAAAUAGUAUGAAAGAAAAAAAUUACCUUGCCCGGUUUGUUGAUAACCGAUCUUUAAUUGAAUUAGAAAAAAAUAUUGCUGAAAUUCAAAA